AUGGGCGUCGAAGAGAAGCACUCAUCAAUCAACGCAACCGCCGAAGUGAAUCCCCCUCCUCGCAACAGAAAGCAGAAACUCCUCGACUCCUUUCGACCGCACGACGGCAAGAACGAAGAUGUCGCCGCCGGCUUCCUUGCCAAUAUCGAUCCGGCCAUCGCUGGGCAGGAAAUUUCACGACAGGAGGAAAAGAAAGUCCUCCGGAAGAUCGAUUGGAUUUUGAUUCCUCUGAUCUCAGUUACCUGCAUCCUCGCGGCGGUCGACAAGGUCAUUAUAUCUAAUGCUGCUAUCUAUGGGAUGGAGGAGGAUACGCAUUUGACCGGGAAUGAUUACUCUUGGGUUGGGUCGAUCUUCUACUUUGGCUACCUGGCUUUCGAGUUCCCAGCGGCAUACCUCACGCAACGACUUCCCGUGGCGAAGUUCCUCGUCUUCAACGUCUUUGGCUGGGGAGUCCUCAUGCUCUGUACAUCCGCGACUCAAAAUUUCGGUGGUCUCGCCACCUGCCGUUUCAUCAUGGGAGCGAUGGAAGUGCCCGUCUUCUCCAGCUCAGCAAUCAUGACAGCCAUGUGGUGGAAAACAUCCGAGCAGCCGAUCCGCAUCGCCUUCUGGUUCAAUCAGGGGUCUUCGAUUUUCGCUGGGAUCGUCAGCUACGGGAUUGGCCAUACGCAUACCUCAGUCGCGCCUUGGAGGCUGCUCUUCAUUGUUCUGGGGGCCUUCUCCCUGCUCUGGGGUCUUGUGCUGUACUUCUUCCUGCCGGACUCUCCGACGACAUGCUGGUACCUGUCGGAACGAGAGAGAUUUAUCUGCGUUCAGCGAGUCAAAGGCAACAAUACGGGUCUUGAGGAGAAGAAGGUCAAAUGGUACCAAGUCCGAGAAUGCCUCCUGGAUCCCAAGACGUGGCUUUUGGCAUUGUUUGCGAUAGCGCAGAACAUCCCUAACGGAGGACUGAUCACUUUCUCUUCGAUCAUCGUGUCGGGUCUGGGAUACAAUCGGCUGGUCACGACGCUUCUCGGAAUACCCACUGGAGUCAUCGCUACAGCUUGGCAGCUCAUUUGGUCGUUCAUGGUUGCCAAGUUUCCAAACGGGAGAUGUCUGACCAUCGCAUUCAUGGAUCUCUUCCCGCUGGUUUGCGCAGUGCUCAUGUGGAAGCUACCACGAGACAACAAGCAAGGCCUCCUAGCUGCGUACUACUCUUUCUACUCGUACUGGGGCCCCUACGUCCUCUGCACCUCCCUCCCCAUGGCCAACUCCUCUGGCCACUCCAAGAAGCUCACCGUCAACGCCGUCUUCUUCCUGUCCUACUGCAUCGGCAACAUCAUCGGCCCUCAGUUGUUUCAAGCUAACGAUGCACCGGACUACUCGCAUGGCUACGCGGGCAUGCUCGGCUGUAUUGUCGUUGCGAUCGUCUCGAUCUUGGGCCAUGGGUUGCUCUGUUUCCUGGAGAAUCGGCGCAGGGAUCGUGUGUAUGGAGUGGAUGCGGGUGAGCAGGCUUCGGAGGCGUUCUCGGAUCUGACGGAUAAGGAGAAGGUUGCUUUUAGAUAUGUGUACUAG
Messenger RNA from Zasmidium cellare ATCC 36951, 1551 nucleotides. RefSeq lists its product as uncharacterized. Gene Ontology annotation, cellular component: membrane. Lineage: Eukaryota; Fungi; Ascomycota; Dothideomycetes; Mycosphaerellales; Mycosphaerellaceae. Gene Ontology annotation, molecular function: transmembrane transporter activity. Bases 1 to 1551 code for a protein of 516 amino acids. The transcript is spliced from 4 exons. The record is from RefSeq and is a predicted model, not a curated record. Gene Ontology annotation, biological process: transmembrane transport.